Messenger RNA from Melanotaenia boesemani (Boeseman's rainbowfish), 5159 nucleotides. It is a transcript of the gene itih6, whose product is annotated as inter-alpha-trypsin inhibitor heavy chain family member 6. Gene Ontology annotation, biological process: hyaluronan metabolic process. The record is from RefSeq and is a predicted model, not a curated record. Gene Ontology annotation, molecular function: serine-type endopeptidase inhibitor activity. Lineage: Eukaryota; Metazoa; Chordata; Actinopteri; Atheriniformes; Melanotaeniidae. Bases 1 to 3636 code for a protein of 1211 amino acids. The transcript is spliced from 17 exons.
AUGGUGUUUUUUAAGCUUCAGUGUGUUCUAGUUUGCCUCGUUUUGUUUAUGGAAGCAGGAUUAUCAGAGGAUUAUCAGGUACAUCUUGGCAACAACAUUCUUUUACAGAGAGUAAAACGUCAAAGCAAACCAACCAAACCAGUGCUGAAGGUGACAGAGUACCACGUGAGGUGUUCAGUGGUCUCCAGAUAUGCCGUGACCACAGUCCAGAGUUCAGUGUGGAAUCAGCUCCCCAUCACCAAGGAGGCAGCCUUUGAGGUGGACCUACCUUCUUCUGCUUUCAUCUCCAACUUCAGCAUAACCUCCAAUGGGAAGGUGUAUGUGGCCCAGGUGAAGGAAAGAACUGCGGCCAGGAGAAUUUACGAUGCUGCUAAGAAGCAAGGAAAAGCAGCCGGACUUGUUGCCACCAAAGAAAGGGAAAUAGAGAAGUUUCGAGUGGCAGUGAGCGUGCCAUCAGGAACUCAGAUAUCCUUCCUGCUGUCCUACGAAGAGUUGCUGGCUCGUCGACUCGGCUCUUAUGAGCUCAGUUUGGGUCUGAGGCCUGGACAACUUGUGCAGAACCUCACGUUAGAUGUUAGUAUAACAGAAAGGACAGGCAUUAGUUUCAUUAAGGUCCUUCCUCUGAAGACAAGUCGACUCCUCUCCAACACUGCUCAAGGUGAUAACCUGCCUCCCGUCUCCACUCAUGUUGAGCAGAGCACCAACUGUGCCAGAGUUUACUACAGUCCGACUCCUCAGCAGCAAAGCAGCACCUCAUCCAAGGGUCUGUAUGCUGAUUUUGUCAUUCAGUAUGAUGUGGACCAUAAAGACCCCAUGGGUGAUGUCCAGGUGUAUGAUGGCUAUUUUGUACAUUAUUUUGCACCACGAGGACUUCCAGUGGUUCCUAAAGAUGUUAUAUUUGUCAUUGACGUUAGUGGCUCCAUGAUCGGCACCAAGAUAAAGCAGACCAAACAGGCCAUGACCACCAUUCUCGGAGACCUUAGAGAAGGAGACCACUUCAACAUUGUCACCUUUUCAGACAAGGUUCACACUUGGAAGAAAGGCCGAACAGUGCGAGCAACUCGGCAGAACGUACGGGAAGCCAAAGAGUUUGUGAGGAGGAUAAUUGCAGGAGGAUGGACCAAUAUCAAUGCAGCUCUGCUUUCAGCUGCCCAGCUUGUCAACCCUUCAUCUUCUGGAUCCUCCAGCCCGCUCACAUCUCAUCGUGUCCCUCUGGUCAUUUUUCUUACUGAUGGGGAAGCAACUAUCGGAGUGACAUCUGGUGACACCAUUCUAAGUAACACCAGGAAAGCACUGGGCUUGGCCUCUCUGUUUGGCCUCGCCUUUGGAGACGAUGCAGACUUUGUUCUCCUAAAACGCCUGGCUCUGGAGAACCGAGGUAUAGCUAGGAUGGUAUAUGAAGAUGCAGAUGCUGCCUUGCAGCUGAAGGGUUUUUAUGAUGAGGUGGCCAGACCGUUACUUUCAGACAUCCAGCUGUCUUACUUGGAUGAUCAGGCGUUUGAUGUCACCUGCUCACUGUUUCCAAACUACUUCCAGGGGUCUGAACUGGUCGUGGCAGGGAGGGUUAAACCAGGGAUCAGAGAUUUAAAGGUCUCAGUGUCAGCGUCUGACUCAAAGCAGCGCAUCAAAUUGGAAAAUGACUUAUUUACUUCCCACAACAAAGGAAAUGGGAGUAUAGACUGUUUAGGAAGUUUAGAAGGGAUCUCCAGCUUUGUUCAUCGUCUCUGGGCCUAUUUCACCAUCAAAGAGCUGUUACUGGCAAAACUUAAUACCACUGACCCUGCAACUCAAAGGUUAUUGGCAGACAAAGCCACCAACCUCUCCCUUAAAUAUAAUUUUGUAACACCAGUCACCUCUUUAGUUGUUCUUAAGCCAGAUGCAGAUGAAACAACCCAAACUCCAACCACUGCAAAACCCACAACUACUGCUACAACAACCACAACAGGGACAACCACCAUCACCAACAAAAUAUCUGCUGCUGGAUCUGCAAAGAAAUCCAGCUCCCCAUCUAAGUCCAGGCCAGUCAAAUCAAAACCAGACCCACCUCAGUCACCUCCAAAUACCCCGAAGCUUAAAAAAAAUCCACUGCCAGCUUCCACAGUAGAAACGAUGGCUUCGCCAUCCAAGAAAACAACCACAACAUCAAGUCCCAUCAAAACUGCCUCAGGACCGAUUUCUGGAAAAAAGCUCUCUGUUUCCCAAAGCGAUUCUAAAACGGCCUCUCCUCCUCCGGCUGGGAAGAAAUCAACCUCUCUGCUCGAUGCUCUGAAAGCAGCACAGCCUCCUGCACCUGGAAAAGUUUCCAACCAUGUACCCAAUGUCAUGAAAACAACCACAGCUAUGUUAACAUUCCCCACAGUCACCUCACAGCCCAUCAGUCCAUCCAGAACCGAUCCUGCAGCCCUGCCUGGAAAAGCAUCAACCCAGCAGUCUGGUCCUGCUCGGACGGGGACGUCCUUGGAGGUAGAGAACAGCACUUCAUCUGCUCCAGACCUUCUUCAGCCUAAAUCCACCUCUGCCCCACUCAAGUCAUCAUCUACACUCAGCAAUCCCACCCCGACACCUGCUCGAGUCCUGGAAGACAACAAUAUAAACCUGGAUGUCAACACAGACCUAAAAAUCGCCACCUUGGUGUCGGCUACCUUUGCUCCUAUGCCUGGAAUAACAGAUGGAUCGAGAUUGUGGGAAGCGGCUGGCCUUCUGGAUGUUUCUACUUCUAUCCAGGUUCAGCAGAAAGAUAUUGACUUUGGAAAGGACUAUGAUGCAACUUAUGACUAUGACUACGAUUUCACCUAUACACUGGACAUAGAGGACGAUGGGUCAUAUGAAUCUCCAUCCAGACAGAGCACUGUGGGGGUCUACCCAUCAGUUGAUGGAGAUCCUCAUUUUGUCAUCAAACUUCCGAAGCUGCAGCAGAACCUGUGCUUCACAGUAGACGGCCGAGCAAACAAUGUUGUCCGACUGUUGGAGGACCCAGAGCAAGGGAUCAUUGUUGAUGGCCACCUGAUGGGAGCUCCUUCCAAACAGGGAGCAGAAGGCCGCUCUCGUACCUACUUUGACCAGCUCACAAUCUCCUCAGCCACUGGAGGCUCCGGUGACUUCAUGAUCACACUGUCUCUGGAUGCUGUGGUGGUGGAAGGUGAAGGACGGGACACCCUACCUGUCAAUCAGCAGGGAUCUGUGACGAGGCAGGGGGUGACCGUCACUGUGGACAACCAUCAGAGCUGCUGGAUCCAGUUGGCCAGGGGUGUGCAGUUCCUCAUCCUGUUCCACUACUACAAACACCCCAGCUACCUGCAGAUGGCUCACCUAGGGUUUUACAUCACAGAUGGACGGGGACUUUCAGUCACAACCCAAGGUUUGCUGGGUCAGUUUCAGCACGCGGACAUGAGCGUAACGGUGACAAAUGAUCAUUUGGAUGGAAGUGAUCAUCCAGCAAAGAAGGAGGAGAUCAUAGCGAGGGGGGUCCUCACGUGGGGAUCAGAGCUGAUACCAGUAACCCUGCAGGAGAAGAUGCUGAAAGACUCACAGCAAAAACACCACCUUGGCAGAUGUUGGGUGGUGCCAAAGGCGGAGAUCGAGAGACUGCUGGGUCACUCCUACGAGAGCUAUGUGGUGAACCAUGUGGAACUGUAGCUGAGUCAGCUCUCCAUUUUCAUUAGGAUGCUUAUCAAAGGAUGAAGCUGAAAUAAAACAUGAGAUUCAAUCAGGAGGACAGAGUUCUGUAAAACAGGGGAAACUGGCUGUUUAGAGGCUGACAUGAAGGCUGCAGGAAGCUGCUCCAUUGUAAGAUGGAGUUUCUGUUCUCUUCUCCACAGACUGCAGUGAAUCUGUGUUUUUUAUUCGUCACAGAGACAUGAUGUUCUGCUGGUCGCAUGGCAACCAGAAAAGGUUCAUCCAUGCUGCAGCUCCAAAACAUCUUCAAUACACACCGUGCUCACAAGCUUUUUACAGGAUUACUUUAUAUGCCAUUAACCAGAAUAUUCUGUAAUUAGUAAAUCUUUAUUAUUCUGUAAGUUUAGUACAAAUGUAAAUAAAACAUUAGAAAAUGUUUUUUUAGAAGAAAAAUGUUAAAGAAUGAUUAGAUGAUUGUUUUAAAAAUCAUAAAAUGUCUGAAGUCAAGCUUUGAAUGAGAAGUUUUAAUGGUAUCACUAGAUUGAAAAUGGAAGAAGCUGAAAAUCACUGAAGAUGAUUUAAACAUUUAAAUCUAUGUUAGAAAUUUAUUGAAAAAUAUUUAAUAAUUUUAAUAUUAUAACAUGUGAAAAAGCUGAUUGACAGUAUUAAUCUCAUUGUUUAGGCAUUUGAAUCAUUUCAAUAUUUCCAAAUAUGUUAAAGUAAUUGUGUAAUUGUGCCUGUGUGUGUGUGUGUGUGUGUGUGUGUGUGUGUGUGUGUGUGUGUGUGUGUGUGUGUGUGUGUGUGUGUGUGUGUGCAUGAACAGUGUGACAUCCUUGGUUGAUGUUGUUAUGACCUACUGAAGUCUAAAUUAAAAAAAAAAAAGAAGCUUCAAUCAAUGAUGUGGAGACCAGAUUUGCCAAAGGAAAUCAUCAUAUGCUUCUAUAUAUUGAGCAGGACCUGUGAGUUCAUAUAUUUUUAUCUCCUGAGCAGACCUAUGAGUUCAUGUUUAUACACACUGAACAGGACCUGUGAGUUCAGAUAUUUUUAUCUCCUGAGCAGACCUAUGAGUUCAUGUUUAUACACACUGAACAGGACCUGUGAGUUCAGAUAUUUUUAUGUCCUGAACAGGACCUGAGAGUUAUUCAGCGUCGUCAUGGCGAUAAAAGUGCAGGAUUCUGUGUCAGGCUGAAAAAGCCCUGAAACUAGCCUUCAGCCUCGUCAUUAUGUAAAAUAACCAUAACGCCUGCUGUGACAAGUUUCACAUCGUAGGAACUACAAGGCUUUACCAAACAGACCAAUGAAGUCAUUUGUUUCUGUUUAAAAAAUGUUGAAAUUACAGCAAGUUUAAAAAAGGUGCUUUGGAGAGAGAUCAUUCAGGUUUGGAUUCUGAUUCAUUCAGAUUAAUGUUGACUCCUAUUGAGCUGAUGGUGGAUUAUUCUUGGUUUCUGAGGCUCCUGGGACAAAAUGUUUAAGUCUAAUGGUUAUGAAAUUUACAGUGGCAGAGAGUGUUUUGAUGGUUAAAUUCUCCUUGUACUCCACACACU